AUGGCUAGCAAACAAAGUACAAUGGAUAAAUCCAAGCCAAUUGAAGUGAGCUUCUCAACGCUCAUGAAAAUGGGAUUGUCAUCAAAGACUGAAUGGCCAGAUACGGAAAUCUUCCUUGAUUGGAUAUACUGGAGCCGACAGAUCGUAGGCCUAUUUCUAGGUCUCAUUUGGGGAGUAAUUCCAUUGACUGGAUUUAUCGGACUUAUAGCUUUUGGAUUAUGCUCAAGUGGCUAUGUCUAUUUAUACUGUACAACUCAUAACAUCGAUGAUGAGGAACACGGUGGCAUUUGGGAAAUAGUCAAGGAAGGAUUUAUGACUAAUUUUGCGAGCUUUUUAGUAACAUGGAUCAUCACAUAUUCCUGUGUGCAUUUUGAUGAGUCGCUAACAGCUCAACAACUUUAA
This is a messenger RNA of Chironomus riparius, 402 nucleotides long. The record is from the annotation of a GenBank genome assembly. Lineage: Eukaryota; Metazoa; Arthropoda; Insecta; Diptera; Chironomidae.